AUGGCGACACAAUAUGGUGCCACUCUCCUCCAGCGAGAUUUCCUCGAAGCACUCUUAUCUCGCCAUUGUCGUCACUCUCCGGCAGUAUCGAAAACAUUGGAUCUCAUCGAAAGAUAUGGUAUUAGGCAUUUGUGCAGCGUCCUUCCCCUGGAUGAUCCAAUAUGGUUCCAGCAGACGUUACCCACGAUCGCAGAUACCGGCGCUCUAUUCAAGGAACACGCUAUUUCACUAGUUUGUCGUGCUGCAAAGGGUGCUAUUACAGAAUGGGGCGGUUCUAUGUACGACAUAACUCAUGUUGUAGCUGUGACAUGUACGAAUACUGCAAACCCGGGGUUUGACAUCACCUUAUGUAGCACGCUUGGCCUUCGUCCCACAGUCCACCGCACUCUACUACAUGGUCUUGGCUGCGCCGGUGGAGUUUCAGCUUUGCGCAUGGCUCAUGAUCUUCUCGCAGGAGCGGCUCUUCAGGGGCUGCCGGCGCGAGCUCUUGUUGUUUCGUGCGACUUGCCGACACUUUUUGCUCGUGCAGAGCUCCACCGUAUUGAUGUGGACCAGGAAGUGGGAUUUGGACUGUCCCGAUUCAGCGACGGUGCGUCUGCGUUAGUGCUCACUAACUGGAUAGGCACCAAAGUACUCGAAAGAGGCCCCAUCUGGGAUUUACUUGGGUUUCGAAGCGUGAUAGUCAAUGGGUCUGAGGGUUACAGCGAGCUUAACGUUGGACCUUUUGGGUUUACACCGAUUAUAUCGACGUUUAUCCCUAGACUCGACUCUUCUGAGUUGUUUCUCAAUUUCACGGCUCUCAUCAACUCAACUCCAAGCCUUCGCUCUGAUCUCACUCGUGGCUUGCCGAACUCGUACAACUGGGCUUCAGAUUUCCCAGGCCGUUCUUCCUUGAACUUUGCUCAAGAAGCACUAGAUCUUCGAAAGUCUAACCUGUCCCAUAGUCACGCAGUCUACAGGUCUAGGGGGAGUACGAUUUCCUCCACUGUUUUCAACAUACUCGAUUAUAUGAGGCAUCACGGGAAUGGCAGUGAUCAUAGUGCAAAUGGAAGAGAUAAAGUCAUAGCGUUGGCAAUUGGACCUGGAGUUAUAUUGGAGAUGGCAGUCCUGCACAAACUCUCCACAGAGAACCUGAGGUAUGCGGCACUCUGGUGCGAGUGA
Messenger RNA from Aspergillus caelatus, 1161 nucleotides. RefSeq names its product thiolase-like protein. The record is from RefSeq and is a predicted model, not a curated record. Gene Ontology annotation, molecular function: acyltransferase activity, transferring groups other than amino-acyl groups. The coding region runs from base 1 to 1161 and encodes 386 amino acids. The transcript is spliced from 3 exons. Lineage: Eukaryota; Fungi; Ascomycota; Eurotiomycetes; Eurotiales; Aspergillaceae. Gene Ontology annotation, biological process: polyketide biosynthetic process.